GGAUGGGCUCCGUAACCAAUGAGAAGCCUACAUGAGGGCACUUGAUUGGUUGUCACGGCCGGAUGAGCGGGCCGGGUGCCGGCACAACUUGGUUGCGGCAGCACCGGCUUACAUAGGGCGGAGCGCGGGGUGUCCUUGGGCUCAGACGCCGGGUUGUGCCUGCCGUUGUGCACUGAAAAUGGGAGAUGUUGAGAAGGGCAAGAAGAUAUUUGUCCAGAAAUGUUCCCAGUGCCAUACAGUUGAAAAGGGAGGCAAGCACAAGACUGGUCCCAACCUGAAUGGCCUGUUUGGGCGCAAGACUGGCCAAGCUGAGGGCUUCUCUUACACAGAUGCUAAUAAGAAUAAAGGCAUUACCUGGGGUGAGGAUACUCUGAUGGAGUAUUUGGAAAAUCCAAAGAAGUAUAUCCCAGGAACAAAGAUGAUUUUUGCGGGUAUUAAGAAGAAAUCUGAGAGACAAGACUUAAUAGCAUACCUCAAAUCUGCCACUGCAAAGUAAAAGUUAUCUGCUGCCUUAUUUAUUUCACAAAGGAGAUGGCAAUGGAAAUGUCUGUGAUGAGAUUGGUUUUUAAACUCUCUAUUUUUACAUGUAGUUCAUCUAAACUUAAAAUCUGUGUCACCCAUCAGAUAACGUUGCUUACGGUGGGUCACUGGAGUACACACUUCUUUGGCAGCCAUUAACUGAAACUAUGUAAUCUGGUUGAUUUAAAUUACUAUAUUGUUCAGUCAUACUUGAUCAUUAAAACAAAAUAAAAGAAACAUUUCCUGCCUCUUCGUUGUUUAAAAAAAUAACUAUAAAUAAUAACUAUAAAUAGUAGCUUUGGCAGCCCAACUCUUCCAGAUUAAAAAGCAGGGUGGUUUUUGUCAUCUUCCACUAUAUUCUGUUACAUUACUUCAAAGACUUAAAAACCCAGUAUAGUAUUUUUCUAAAUUUAAUCAGUGCUAGAUGUUGUGUUACAUAUUAAUUUGUCUAAAGCUUGCAGUAAGAAUGCAUUUCAUCUGACUUCUGUACUAUUUGUGAAAUGGCAGUUGUGCCCAACCACUUCUCUUUUAUCUAGAAAAAGCAUGUUACCUAAUUUAUCCAGUGUUUGACAGCUAUGUGCACCAGUAGAGUACACCACCUCUUUGGAAAGGUCUUCAUUCUUUAAGGUGUUACUGAAACCCUUUAAGUAAAUCUGAACACAGCCAUUCUUAGUGUAAUGGACAGAACAGAAAAACAUCCUGUCCUGGAAAUACAAGUGUUAAAGACCAAGCUGGGAGUUAUUGAAUCUUCUUAAUUCAGCAGAAGCAUUCACCUCAAGUCUGCCCUUAACAGGCAAUUUCAGAUGAAGGGAUACAGGAAAGAAUGUGCUGGCAAGCUGAAAGGUCUUACUUUGUGCCUGGCUGUAGCCAAUGUCAUAACUGCUGAAGGUUCUGUUUCGCACAAUGUAAAGCAGUAUUUUUAAUGUUUUAACUGCAUUUUUUUCGUAUGAAGUGAAUUGUUCAGAUGAUUGUAUUUACUGUGUACCAACAGUAAGGCGUAACUUGGAGCAAUCAGUGCUGUAAAUUAAACAAUUAAAAUUCUUGUUUGCUGUA
Messenger RNA from Pogoniulus pusillus (Red-fronted tinkerbird), 1572 nucleotides. RefSeq names its product cytochrome c. Gene Ontology annotation, molecular function: electron transfer activity; heme binding. Gene Ontology annotation, cellular component: mitochondrial intermembrane space. NCBI's taxonomy places the organism in Eukaryota, Metazoa, Chordata, Aves, Piciformes, Lybiidae. The record is from RefSeq and is a predicted model, not a curated record. The coding region runs from base 32 to 496 and encodes 154 amino acids. The transcript has 3 exons. Gene Ontology annotation, biological process: mitochondrial electron transport, cytochrome c to oxygen; mitochondrial electron transport, ubiquinol to cytochrome c.